This is a messenger RNA of Cryphonectria parasitica EP155, 1116 nucleotides long. RefSeq lists its product as uncharacterized. The record is from RefSeq and is a predicted model, not a curated record. Lineage: Eukaryota; Fungi; Ascomycota; Sordariomycetes; Diaporthales; Cryphonectriaceae. The transcript is spliced from 2 exons. The coding region runs from base 1 to 1116 and encodes 371 amino acids.
AUGAAGACUCUCGUGCUGUCUCUCGCCUGCGUCGGAGUCCAGACUGGUCUCACAGUCUCGCUCCCAUCCCAUCCCAACCUCAAAGCUCGCUCUGAUUCUCAACUCGCUCCACCUCCCACGGACGCAGAGACAGUCUUCUCCCUCCCAACGACUCCUUCCUGGUUCGAAAAUAUCGCCUACCGCCCCUCCACCAACACCCUCCUCGCGACACGCCUCGAUGUACCACAGAUCUGGUCCGUCGACCCUCACACACAGACUGGGACCCUCGUGGCGAACGUAACCGACCCAUCAUCAUCAUCGUUGUCGUCUCUCACGGGAGACGACGAUGUUUUCAUUUUUGCCGGCCUCAACUAUACCUUGACCACGGGGCUGACGCCCAACUCUUCUGCCCUGUGGAGUCUGACGUUUCCCUCCUCGUUGGCGCCGUCGUCGUCAAAGAACGGCACUGCGUUGCAAGUGCCCACCCCGGUGCCGGUCCUGGCGCUCCCCGGCAUAGGCAUGAUCAACGGCAUCACGACCUGGGACGCCCACACCGUCCUCGCAGCGGACAGCACUGAGGGCGCCAUCUGGAAGGUCGACCUCACCUCCCAAACACCAGCCUCCAUCGUCCUACAGGACCCCACCAUGGCACCCUUGGCCAAUGCGACCAACGUCCUAGGCACAAACGGCGUCAAGGUCUACCGCCCCCGUCUGGACGACCCCUCCUCCUCCUCCUCUUCUGCCGACAACAAGACAUACGUCUACUACACCUCCACCAACCAGGGCCUCCUAGCCCGCAUCCCCGUCGACCCGGCCACGACCAUCGCGGCGGGCCCCGUGCACAUCCUGGCAGGCGGCUUCAGCAACCCAGACGACUUUGCCGUGCUCGACGACGGCAGCGCCGUGCUGGCAACCGGUCCGCAGAACACAGUCGUGCACGUCGCCCUCGACGGGACCGUGACUACGCUCGCGGGGAGCGCGGACGAGCUGGUGCUGGCGAGCAGCACGUCUUGUACGCGGGGGAGGGACGGGGGCAAGGUGUUUGUGACUACGGCGGGGGGGUUUGAGGCCAAGGUGAAUGGGUCCGUCGUGGGGCCUGGGAGUGUGGCGGGGUUUGAUCUGGGGGGUGUGGUAUAG